CGUAAUGGCUACUACGGCUGGGGUCAACCUCCGCUGACGUCAGGACGCCUCACUGCUUUCAGCCUCCCAGCUCUAGAGUCCCUCGCGGGCCGGGGCGGGGCGUCUGGCCAGCUGAGCUAUUCGGACUGACCGCGCCAGUUUGAAUGAAAGCUCCGCAAGAUGGCGGCGGCCGGAGCCGAGGCACCGAGAGGUGAGACUGGAGAGCGGUGUCACCGGCCGCCAGGUUCACUACCGUGGCCCGAGCCCAGCCGGACGGCGCGAUGCCGCCGCGCGGACACCCCGAGCGCGGUUCGCUCGCUGCGGGCUACGGGCCGGCUACGCGCCUGCUCCGUGCGAGCGUGGUUCCGAGCCCCGCGGGCCCGGGUCUCCCGUGGCGCGUGUGCAAGCGCCGCCUCUUUGAAGGCCUGGUGUGUGCCUUGCCUAGUUUCACUUGAUACUCUUCAGGAAUUAUGUAGAAAAGAAAAGCUCACAUGUAAAUCGAUUGGAAUCACCAAAAGGAAUCUAAACAAUUAUGAGGUGGAGUACUUGUGUGACUACAAGGUAGUAAAGGGUGUGGAAUAUUACCUUGUAAAGUGGAAAGGAUGGCCAGAGUCUACAAAUACUUGGGAGCCCUUGAGGAACCUCAGGUGUCCACAACUGUUGCAGCAGUUCUCCAAUGACAAGAGUAGUUACUUAUCUCUGGUAAAGAAAGGCAAGGCAAUCGCUCCAAAAAACAGUAGCAAACCCUUGCCACCAGCUGUCUCUGAGUACAUUGUAAGAAAAGCUAAACAAAGAAUAGCUCUGCAGAGAUGGCAAGAUUACCUCAACAGAAGAAAGAACCACAAAGGGAUGAUAUUUGUUGAAAAUACAGUUGACUUGGAGGGUCCGCCUUUAGACUUCUACUACAUUAAUGAGUACAGGCCAGCUCCAGGAAUCAUCUUAAACAGUGAAGCUACCUUUGGAUGUUCGUGUACAGACUGCUUCUUUGAAAAGUGUUGUCCUAUUGAAGCUGGAGUUGUUUUGGCUUAUAAUAAGAACCAACAAAUUAAAGUCAAACCUGGCACUCCCAUCUACGAAUGCAACUCAAGGUGUCAAUGUGGACCUGACUGUCCCAAUAGGAUUGUACAAAAAGGCACACAGUAUUCCCUUUGCAUCUUUAGAACUAGCAAUGGUUGUGGCUGGGGUGUAAAAACCCUUGUGAAGAUUAAAAAAAUGAGUUUUGUCAUGGAAUAUGUUGGAGAGGUAAUCACAAGUGAAGAAGCUGAGAGGCGUGGACAGUUAUAUGACAACCAAGGAAUCACAUAUCUUUUUGAUCUGGACUAUGAAUCUGAUGAAUUCACAGUGGAUGCAGCUCGAUAUGGAAAUGUUUCUCACUUUGUGAAUCAUAGUUGUGACCCAAAUCUUCAGGUCUUUAAUGUUUUCAUUGAUAACCUUGAUACUCGGCUUCCCAGGAUAGCACUGUUUUCCACAAGAACCAUAAAAGCUGGAGAAGAGCUGACUUUUGAUUAUCAAAUGAAAGGUUCUGGAGAAUUAUCUUCAGAUUCUAUUGACCAUAGCCCUGCCAAAAAAAGGAUCAGAACUGAAUGUAAAUGUGGGGCUGAGAGUUGCCGAGGUUAUCUCAACUGAAGCUUCAGGAAAUGGAGCUCAUGAUUGUGUUUUGUUUUGGUCUAAGAACUGGAAAAGUAUUUGGGAUGCCUUUCUAUCAUCAAGAUUAUAUGUGUAUGUUAAUGUACAA
Molecule: messenger RNA, 1714 nt
Organism: Phodopus roborovskii (desert hamster)
Lineage: Eukaryota; Metazoa; Chordata; Mammalia; Rodentia; Cricetidae
Gene: Suv39h2
Product: SUV39H2 histone lysine methyltransferase
Cellular component (GO): nucleus
Molecular function (GO): protein binding; zinc ion binding; histone H3K9 methyltransferase activity
Source: RefSeq, a predicted model, not a curated record